GGAAAGUUCGGUAUUUUCUGACUUCUAUAUUUUGAGAGAGCCUCCAUAUUUUUACUCCUCUUGCUCUUGCCACCUCUGUCGCUUCAACUUUGAAGGUAAGUUAGAGCUCUCAAUCGGACACAAAAAUGGCUGACGAGGAUUAUGAUAUGGACGGAGGAUACGAGGAUGAGCCCAUAGAGCCCGAGCCUGAUGAAGGAGCAGAGGUGGAAGAAGAUAACGUCAACAAUGAGGAAGUGCCAGACCCCCGUUUGGGUGAAGGUGAGGAAAAACCAGAGCAGGAGCCUGAGGAGCGACCUCGGAAAACAUCCAAGUAUAUGACAAAAUAUGAACGUGCAAGAAUCCUGGGUACUCGAGCACUCCAGAUCAGCAUGAAUGCUCCUGUGAUGGUUGAGUUGGAGGGUGAAACUGAUCCGCUUGAGAUUGCAAUGAAAGAGCUCCGAGAAAAGAAGAUACCCUUCACAAUUCGUCGAUAUCUGCCAGAUGGAAGUUAUGAGGAUUGGGGAGUUGAUGAAUUGAUCGUUGAGGAUACAUGGAAGAGACAAGUCGGAGGAGCUUGAAACAUGUUUACAUGCUGUCUGAACUGCCUCUGCCUAUAGGCUCGUGAAGAACUGUUCGGUCGAUCAACUUAUCCUCUAUGAAAUCCCAAACUAGUUGUGCUUUGUGAACAACUAUUGAUGUAGAUAAAUGCUUGUGUACUCCCUGAAGAUAUUACUGUAGUCUUGGUUUUCACAUCUUUGUGUUUAAUAGACUGUGGCUUUUAGUUGGUAUCUUAAAAUGGUAUUCUGCCAUUGAUCUUCUAAGGAAAGCACAGGUGCUUACGCCUGCUGCUAUGGGACACGACAAGGAUUUUCUUGUCAAAGUAUACCAAGUUUCUAAAGUUUGUCUUAGAAUAGAACUUCUCAUAAUUGAACUUUAGACCUUCGGGUAUGAAAUUUGAAACUUUAGACCUUAGAUCUAAAGUUUGGUUGCAGUUUAAUUUCAGACCUCCAC
Messenger RNA from Nicotiana attenuata, 990 nucleotides. RefSeq names its product DNA-directed RNA polymerases II, IV and V subunit 6A-like. Gene Ontology annotation, biological process: DNA-templated transcription. The coding region runs from base 126 to 557 and encodes 143 amino acids. Gene Ontology annotation, molecular function: DNA binding; DNA-directed RNA polymerase activity. Lineage: Eukaryota; Viridiplantae; Streptophyta; Magnoliopsida; Solanales; Solanaceae. The transcript is spliced from 6 exons. Gene Ontology annotation, cellular component: RNA polymerase III complex; RNA polymerase II, core complex; RNA polymerase I complex. The record is from RefSeq and is a predicted model, not a curated record.